This is a messenger RNA of Cinara cedri, 2826 nucleotides long. NCBI's taxonomy places the organism in Eukaryota, Metazoa, Arthropoda, Insecta, Hemiptera, Aphididae. The record is from the annotation of a GenBank genome assembly.
AUGAAAAUGAAAAUAUUUAAUCAAAUUCAAAAACAUGACGAUGCUAAAAAAAUGAUAGAACAAAAAUUUAAGCAAAUGUGUACAUUAGAUAAUAAUUUGUCUGAUGUCGGAGGACUAUUAGUAAAAAGGUUAAUUAUAAUUAAUUUUUAAUUUUAAUAUAGAUGCUGUGAUAAAAUAUAGCAGGUAUAGGUGGGUACUGGGUACCUAACUUCAAGGAAUUCUCUCUAGAAGACAUUGCGAAAUAAAAUUAAGGACUGUCACAUUAACGAUUGUCCUCCUUUUCCUCCUGUUUUACAAUAUUAUAAUUUACCAAUUAUGUAUUUUAGAUACAUUACCUACAUUUUAAAUAUAUGUGUGGUGUGUACCUACGAUAAUUUUGAAUUUUCGGUUAGGUUAAGUCAAUACCGUUAAUAAAAUUUAUCCAAUCCUUUAAAAUUUUGGUAUUACGAAUAAGCGAAUAACCUUUCUGAUGAAAAACAAUGCCGUGUGAAGUUUAAUUUAACAUGUUUUUAAAUACAUUUUUAAAUGUUUUUAAUUUAUCAAUUAAUAUUAUGAAAUCGUCUUGUCAAAUUUUAAGCAAAUUUCGUUUAAAUCCAUAUUGAAAUAAAAAUUAUUGAACUCAAUGAUUAAAAUUUCGGUAUUUACAAAUAAAGUGCACAAUCAGUAAUGUGUUAUUUACGGAAUGUACCUAUAAAUUAUAGUUUUAUUUGUUUAUUUUAUUAUAAUUUAUAAGCAAUAAAAACGAUAACAUAAAACCGGGUUGACCAUAAAUAAUAUAAAUUUUAAUUCGUAGUUAGACAGAUAAGAAUGUCCGAUAACUACCUAAAUGUAAUACAGAAACGUUGAUAAAACUACGAAAUAUCCAACAUUGCUUAUUCUUUCCAAUCAUUUUCAACAAUGACUCAGAAAUCACGACGCUUCCUAAAUUAUUAUCUUUCCCGAUAACAUAUACAGUGAAAUUACUAUUAGGCAAACAUUUAAAAAAAAGAGGUUUUACUGGAUGCUGGGGUGCAAUUACUGUUGUAGGUGAGAAGUUAGAAAGGUAGGACACAUAAGGUUAUUUAAUUUAUAUUUGUAACAUAUAUCUGUAACAUUAAUAUCUAAGCACCUAUAAACCAUCGCUAAUUUAUUUUUCGAUUGUUGUAAGAUCUCGGGUAGAAAAUUUGUUCAGAGAUACAAAACAAAAAUACAUCAUAGUACAACCAAUAUAUCCAUUGGUCCUCUUCGCUUCUCUUUCUUAAAAACCUUGUAUUAUGUAUGCGUUAAACAAUUAUUAUUUAUAGAAGUAAAAAUGUUGUAUAGUCUAUAAUCUGGGGGGAGGGGAAGUUAUUAAAUACUUUGUUUAGAUGGUUUUAAAUGUCUAUCAGUAGAGGAUAUUUAGAUAUGGUAUAAUAGACUAUGGAUAGACAAUUUUAUACAUCUAUUAGUUGUUAAUUCAAUGAUAUCUUUUUAAGUAUUUUAUAAGUAAUAAAUUAAGUACAAUUAUUUGCAUGGGUUGAUAUCACUUCACACUUGUACGUAAGUAUACCUAAUUUAUACCAUAGGUACCUACUAUACAAAAUUAGUGGACAGAUAACUCAUUUGAAAAAAAAAGUUUUUCAAGAAAUAUUUUAUACACAUUGAGUCGGUACAAAAUAAAAUCUUAAAAGACAAAAACGACCAAUUAAUCGUUUUAAAUAUAGGUAGGUGGGUAACUAAAAUCUCAAUAAUAAUAUCCAAAUAGAACUUAUUUUUUGAGGUGGCUGGCCGUUCAAUUAUAAUAUUAUAUUAUAAAAAAUGUUACUAAAUCUUAAUAGUAAAAUAAUAACACAAUACAAUAAUAUACUUCUUCCGAUAGCUGUUUUUAAGAAAAAUUGCGAAUUGAAAGAAAAUAGGGUUUUUUGUAGACAAAUAAUAAUAUUAGUGAAUAUUUCUGUAAUUAGUUUGAGAAACUAAUUUUGUUACUAUCUUCUUAUAAUAUGAUGGGCAUGAUAACAUUAAAAAAAAACCUAUGUCACUAGUUAUUAAAAAUAUCAUUUGUGUACUAGGUUAAAAUAUUUAUUGACCUAGUUUAUGAAAUAUAAUUAUUAAUACCUAUAAUAUGAAUAAUUUGAUAAGUACCUAAGUCAGUCGAAGACAUAUGCAUUAGUGUACCUAUAAUAAAUAAAGUAUAAAAUGUACCUAGAUACCUUAUAAUCAUGUAUAUUACUUAUAUAUGUUUAUUUUUUAAAUAGUCAAGAAUAUUUAAAGAUUCUCGACAGCAAACUAGAAAAAAAUGAAAAAAAUAUUAUCAAUAAACGUCAACAAAUAGAGGAUGAGCAUAAUAAAAUCAAAAAUCUUAAAAUUGAUUUAGAUAUUAAACAGACAUCAAUAUUGGACAAUCAAAAUUUAAUCAAAGAAAAACAGUCACAAUUAAAGGUAGCUAUAGGCAAUUUGGUAUUAUAAUAUAUUAUCUAUAGAAAAAGUGUCUCCCCAAAAUAGGUAUGCAUUUCAUACAAUAUUAUUUAUACAUUUUGUACUUCCCUCAGAGUAGUCAGAAGGAGUACAAAUUUUAAAGUUAGGUAGGUAACAUAUCUAUAAUAGGUAAUUUUAAGUUAAAGGUCGCCAUUAGAUUUUGUAUUUUUUCAAUAUUAGGAUAUUGAAUUGCAAUGUGAAAAAGAAUCAAAAGAAUUUGAAAAAAUGAAACUGCAACGGCAUAAAAAUCAAAUAAAAAUGGAAUUAAUGCAAUCUGUUAUGAAGCACCACGAAAAGGAAACUAAAGAAAAAAUACAAUUUUACCAUAACAAUAUUAUCAGACCUCUCGAACUUAAGCAAGUAUUAUCACAACAAACUACAGUAUUCAAAUAA